AUGACUCCCCGGGAGCACAUGAGGAARAUGUCCAUCCUGGGGGAACAGGGACCACUGGAGGAAAAGCACCUGUACCGAYUGGCAGGAGGCAUGGCAGCAGGAGAACUGCGGCAGCGGCAGGAGAUGCUAAUGAGGAAUCAGCUGAUGGCAGUGAACCCGCAGCUGAUGGGGCCGGGCCAGCAGAGGAUGCAAGCGAUCCCCUCCCAGUUUGAGCCGCGACUGGUUGACAGAGACCUGUUACCUUCAACUGAAAUGAUGGCCUCAGCUGACCCCAGACAAAUCCACAUAGCAUCCCACCUGGGACCCACAGUSCCACAGCACCCGAACAUGCCAAACCUGCUGUCCAACCGUGUCUACCCAGGCCCAGGAUACAGCUUUCUACARCCAGAAUCCAUGGAAGCUGUGGCCAGAAGACAAGAACUGGUUCAAAAACAGAAUAUUGCCAGRAUGGAAAUGGAGAUGAGUGCCAUUUUUCAGCAAAAGGAAAUGGAGAAGGCCCAUCGGAAAGGACUCCUGGGCCUGGAAKCCCCUUUCCUUUACCAUGGGAUACCAGCGAGUCCGAUUGCUUUCCGUGGCAGGCACAGACUGCCUGAAGGGCACCUUUCCAACGAUGUGUAUGUUCAUCGUACCACCCUGGAUGAAAUCCAUGGCAACACCAUGCUCAUGGCAACCAGCCCGUACCCUCCAGUCACCACACUGCAGAGGGAGAGAGGGCGCCGGCCAGGGAGAAGGGCAGGAAAUCACAAAACUGCYGAGGGCAGUGCCAAUGGCACAAAGACCCAGGCAGAUGACAAAUCCACGGACUCUGCCUCAGCUGCAGUGGAUGAUGAGAAAGAAGACAAGAAAGAAGUAGAGAUGGAGACACCAAACAAACACGAGCAGAGCAAAAAUCAGACAGAGCCGUCUGCAGUUGCCAAAAACUGCAAAGAGUUUGAACAAGGCUUGAGAAAAAAUUGUGCUACUCAUGAAAUUCCUACAGAAACCACCACCUGCAGCAACACAAACGAGAAGGAAGCCAAUAGCUCCUGUGCUGCUUUUGAUGACAAGUACCUGUACCCUUCUGCAAUCCCAUUCUCAGCRUUACCAUAUGGAUUUCCAGUACCCAACAACCCAUUGCUACCUUCAGGAGCACAUGGUCUGAUCCUGAAUGGAGAAGAUAUUUCUUCCRUCGAAGACAUUCGCAAGUGGACAGUUGAUGACGUGCACAACUUCAUUGUCAGCCUCCCAGGCUGCUCAGAUUAUGCCCAGAUUUUUAAAGACCACGCUAUUGAUGGAGAAACCCUUCCACUGCUAACAGAGGAACAUCUCCUGGAUACAAUGGGAUUAAAACUCGGACCAGCAUUAAAAAUCCGCUCUCAGGUGUCCCGACGUCUGGGCAAUGUGUUCUACAUGAUGAACGUCCCUCUGUCUGUGCCUCUGCCUCCUGCUCCAGGGAAACCCUCAGAGCAGCCCUCUGACAUGGCCUCUCCUCUGCACUGCAACAGCAGUGGUGACACACUGGACAGUCCCUGUUCCCAGGACCCAGAAACUUCCCAAGCAGUGGAACAAAUUGUUUCAGAAAGCAGGGAAAACCCAUGUGAUGCAGCUGGAUCCCAGGCUGACUUCCAGAUGAUUGCUUUCCAGAAAAGUUGA
This is a messenger RNA of Malurus melanocephalus (red-backed fairy wren), 1632 nucleotides long. RefSeq names its product sterile alpha motif domain containing 7 (gene SAMD7). The coding region runs from base 1 to 1632 and encodes 543 amino acids. Gene Ontology annotation, molecular function: protein binding. The transcript has 8 exons. The record is from RefSeq and is a predicted model, not a curated record. Lineage: Eukaryota; Metazoa; Chordata; Aves; Passeriformes; Maluridae.